Molecule: messenger RNA, 942 nt
Organism: Papaver somniferum (opium poppy)
Lineage: Eukaryota; Viridiplantae; Streptophyta; Magnoliopsida; Ranunculales; Papaveraceae
Exons: 2
Coding region: 1-942 (313 amino acids)
Source: RefSeq, a predicted model, not a curated record
AUGGGCGAAACUUCUGAUUCUUCUAAGAAUCCUAAUGAGAAUAAAACCGUGUCUUUUGCUGAUUUGGUUAAGGGUAAAAAACCCUAUAUGCUUAACGAUUCUGAUUUACUAUCUCUACCUGAUGCGUCUUUGUAUGAAAAGGAACCAUCUUUGGAUUUACCUUUAGAACUUACAGAAGAAGGCGAAGACAAGAAACGAGUUUGGCAUGGAGAUUACUGGACGGUUCAACAACAAACUCUUAGGGUUUUUAACUUUUACCCUAAUUUUGAUCCAGAGAGGCAAAAUACAUCUUGCGCUUCUAUUUGGGUUAGUUUCCCUUGCUUGUACAUAGAAUUAUGGACAAAAAGGAUUCUAUUAUCUAUUGCAAAAAUUCUUGGGAAGCCAAUUGUUAUAGAUCAGAAAAUUUUAGAUCAUGAUGUUGGAAACUAUGCUGAUGUGCUUAUUGAUAUUGAUUUUGCUAAACCAAUUCCUAAAAGAAUUCGUUUGAAAGCUAAUGGCAAUGAUUUUUGGCAAUAUGUUGAAGUUCAGGAUUUGGAGAAUAUCAAGUUUUGCACACAUUGUAAGUUUAUGGGUCAUAAAUUUGAAAAUUGUCUUGCUGCUCGCAAGAUUUUAGGUAAUGCAGUUGUGGAUGGGAAACAGGUUGCUACAGUUAACAAUCCAAAAAAUAAAGAAGAAUGGAAAAUUAAGAAAACUCAUGCUGAAGUUAUUAUCUCCCAUGUAAACCAUGUAGAUAACAUCAACAACAUUGCAACAAGGGGGGGUUCUCAGUCCAGGCAAGAGUGUUCUUAUGCUCUUUCAGCUGAUGUUGUUGUUAUUGCAGCUAGUAAUGAUCAGAAUAAGGGUAACAGUUUUGCUUCAAAUCAAGAGAAAGAAACUGUUGAUAAUAAACAGUUAGAGGAAGAGCUUAAUAACUCUUUUAUAGAAUAUCCUGAAGCUCAUUAG